AUGUCGACUUAUGGCCAUGGGGGCCGUCGUGCCCCAUCAAAUGAUUCUCUCGUCCCCGGAAAACUGUCGCGUCCUAGCUUCAACACCUCCGCUUCCACUCAAAGUCUGCGCACACUUCGGUCCCAAGCAGCAAAACCGACUGCGGCCUGGACGGGAAAAGAUAGAGUCUUGGCGGCAUCUGUGGUGGACGAUCCAUCCAGAGCAAUUACUGCCUUGCCUUCAGUCAACUGUUCUGUCCCGCAUCCGACUCAGAGACUAUCACUGCUUCCACGUCCUAGCAUUGAGGGGACAAGAUCCCUCUCAUCUCCAGCAUCGACAGUGUCGCCGCACACUCCCGCCUCGUCAAUACCCUCGUCACUCUCCAGUUCCGAUUUGACGACACCCUCCCCAUUUACAUCAAAUCACUCAGCUCCGGCGAUCGUUGGACCCAAACGCACACGUAAUGUUCUACGCCGCAAGGCACCCACGAUCGGGACACACGCGGGACACAAUGCAUCACAGAAACUGAGCCUAGUCAUCCCGUCAUCGGCUCCACCCAUCAAGUCGGGGGAUAGGAGAACAGCGACGCCUCUGACUGCACCUCUCAAGGAACCACCUCGAUAUCACGGCAAGGCGGAGAUACCAGACCCUCUGUCACGGCAAGCCCAGAAGGUUCAGGAGCCGGCUGAGCUGGCAAGUCUUCGCACGACUGCUCAUUUGCAAAGCAUACCUCUUCCUCCUGCAACUCACUAUCCUUCUGCGGACACACCUUCGACUCGUUAUUCCGAAUCUCCCGGCGUUCCAAGCAUUUGGAGUCGAGGCUCAACCCCAACUUCCUUGUCGUCCUAUUCUCCGGGGAUCACCAACUCGUCCAAGUUCAGUCGGAUGAGACAGCCUAGCCCAUCUCAGAGCCGACUUCCUUUCUUCUCACCCUCAUCCACUCCCAUCAGUCCUCAGAACGCUCCCAUAGAGCGACCAGGUUCGAAGCCCCAGAGAUCAGGCCUACCACGGAGAUCUCUGGGACUAGCCUCAGCAACCAUCCAAACUGGAGGUAGCCAAAGCAGUCGCGAAGAGACUGCCCACAGUGAUGAUGGGCACUUAGGCCGUCCGUCGCAACAGGAACAAUUGACCGAAUGCAGUCCGCCCAGAGAUGGUCCAUCUAGGAAUCCAGAUAUUGAUAUCGAUGUGGCAAAGAAAGAGGUUGAACAAGUGGAGCGCGAACUUCUCAGUCUACAACGAACAAGAUCGCUAUCCGUAACGAGAGCGGCCGGACCAAGUGUCCCACAAACACCUCCUCGACCAAGUCGUGAAGGCACACACCAACUGGAUUUGGAAAGCUCACCUGUGAUUCGAAGCAACCUGCCUUAUCUCCGAUCGACAGGACACAAAAGGCGAGAGUCCAUAGAGGCAAAUCGGAACGCCUUGUCUCAGUCUACUCUGGUCUCCACGGAUUCGCUCCCUUUGACCAAAAAUCUCUCUCGACGGCCUUCUGGAGAGAUUAGCUCCCCACCGCUCGUUCGAAAAGUACCAAAAACUUUGGCCAAGGAGCUUCCCCUCGAGGCUGCCCACGCCAACCCACCGAACGCACCAAAAAGAUUCGGCUUCUUCUCCAGAAAGUCUAGAAACACCUCGGAGGCCGACUCCGACGACAAGGCUCGGGCGACGAGAAAAGGGCCGGCCGCGGGAACUGGCCACGAAGGGUAUGGGAAGUAUUCUUCUCAACGCGGCCGCAAGCCGAGCUCCAGUAGUGCAAGUGGGGCGAGGGCGCGCUCGACCAGCACAACCAGAAGCACAUCUCACUCGGUCACAAGCCGAAAAGGGAGCACCUCUUCCAGUCGACCAGAUGUUAAUUUGGAUGAAUUUCUUUCUAGUCGUCUCGAGCCUGUAAUCAUCAGUGGCGGGGGUAUGGACGGUGCAGCCCUAUCGCGGACUGUGAGUGAACAAAGUAUCAGCAGCAUGAGCGCGACCUCGUCCAACCUCCCCCGGCAAGCUACCCUCACCCCAUCUACUGUUCAGUCGGCGGAAUCUCUGGCAGCGUCCAUCGGGACCUCUAGUGAUUUGGACCCAGCCGGCGAGGUAGGGAACCCAUCAGUAAGCAGGAAGAAUCGGCCUACUCAACCGCCUUCUGAGCGCCGAGCAUCGCGUUCUCGCAUGCCUGUUCCUACAACAAAAAACCAAUCUGGAUUCUAUUCGCUCCCUGGCGCCGUCACAACUAGCACUGCAUUGUCCGGUAACACCUCGAGUACUAUUAUCUUGCCGGGAGCGAAGGCCGCGCCUACUGCACCUGCCCAUCAAGAGAAUGCGACAAAAAGCGAUUCCACGCAGAUCAAAAAAGAGAGACCUUCUCGAUGGAACCUCUUCCAGAGAGGUCGGAGCAGUGAAUCUGUCGAUGCUACAGACACCAAAGUGCCCACUCCCUUACAAACAGCCCACUUGCAUGCGGCAAUCUCCCCUGUGCUGAAACGUCGCCCCAUUGCGCACUAUGCCCUGGUAGACACCGACUCCGACGAGCUCGAUGACAUCCUCGGUCAGAUUGAGAGCUCUCCUCCCACGGAAGAAGAGAACUACGCCAUGCCGAUCCAGGCACCCCCAAAUCUUGACCUUAAGAAACGGCAUCCUUCGACGCAGCUGCAGCCACCUCUCGUAAUCCGCAGUGAGACUGGACCAUCCACUCAAAUUUUGCCAAAGAUACUGCCAGGCCUGGAGAAUGUCAGUUUAAUGGACCCCCACGCUGGUCACAUCGUCCAACGACCGCAGCGACUUGCCUCCGUGGGUCGCAUCCCGGAAGUCGUCUCCAGGCGGGACAGACACCAUAUGCCGGCCAUGCAGUCCUUUUCUCGGCCUUUCAGCGUUGCAGAGUCACCGUCUGUGGUUGCCCCAUGGGUCGAUGCGCCAAACAGUCACAAUCCGCUGGGAGGGCUUUCAUGGACUCACAGCCCGAGCAAGCCCGGUGAGUGGGGCCACGGAUUUAACCCAGCCUUCAGUGCCCCGGAAGCCGUAAGCGCUUUGGAGUUUUUGGCUGGCCCUUUUGUUUCUGGCGAACUUCUUCAAUUCUCUCCACACAAGGGAUCCAUCUCAUCAUCCGCGAGCUCGGAGGCUACCGCCGCAGUUACCGCCGUUCCACCUCAACCGGGAACUGCACCAACCGAAGAUGAGGUAUGGAACGAGUAUGACGAUCUCAUCGAUCACGUCCUCUCCCCCGAGACGCCAGCUUCCAAAGAGCCAGCUUCCGAAGAGUGCAAUAUGGCCCAGCAGAGUGACCGAUUUGAGAAGGCGACUACAGCUAGCCGGGCCCUGCAGGAUGGGCUGAAUCAUACAAUAGCUCACCAGCCACUCCCUGCCUCAAUUGACGAGGCUUCCAGCACUUCCGAAGACGAGGAUCCGACCUAUGUGCGUCGGUCGACAAUUGUCUCAGCUCUGGAUGAGCCGCUCGCACCAUCGACCCAAGCAUCCUACAGCAAUCUCAUUGCAAGCUAUGGCGACCCUGAUGUCAUGUAUAGUCCGGUACAGCAUCCUACGCAGCCUUCACUAGACCCUGUCCAGGAGCAACAAUCCAACUUUCUUCAAUCACUUGCCGCUACACACCCUCCCAACUCCAAGAAGCACGCUGGAAGAGAGUUUCCGGGCUGCUCAGAGCGCGAGUGGGAUGCCGUCACUCACAUCAAUAUGCGAUCUGCCUCUCUCAUGACCAGUCGGUGGCUCUCCUUUGGGCGGGUUCUUUUCAGUCCCGCGCAUAAUCACGUCAAGUCUGGCACUUAUGGAAGAAUCCUCGUGAUCGAUGGGCUGGGCAAUGAUGACUGGUCUUUCUAUUGCUCUCUCACGUACCCGGACGCCGAGGUCUACAGCCUCAGUGGGCGGCCUGUCUCAACAGCCGUUCCUCAUCCGGCCGCCUGGCAACCUCCCGCCAACCACCAUACCGUCUACCAUGCCGGGUUACAGAACCCGCUACCUUUCCCGAAAGACUAUUUCACCGUUGCAGUCUUGCGAUUUCCCGCUGCCAGCUCGGAGGCGGUGCAGAGCAAUAUCAUCCAAGAAUGUCGCCGCGUGCUACGCUCCGGUGGAUAUCUGGAGAUGAGUCUUCUCGACCGGGACCUGGUCAACAUGGGUGCUCGCACUCGUAAAGCUGUCCGACGACUGAAGGAGACCACGUACCUGGCCGAUUCCGGAAUCAGCCUCAAACCCGCCAGCGACAGCAUUCAACGGCUCAUUGGCACCCAAGGGUUUGACAAUCUGCGUCGGUGCAUGGUUCGCAUUCCCGUUGCGGGCAUGGUCGUCAGGUCGUCAGGAUCGACGACCUCUUCCUCGAACAAGUCCUUAUCGGCGUCCGCAGGGACCACUACCACCUCCACCUCCACCGCCACCCUGACAACUACCCCGUCCACCGAGACUCCCGUAUCAAAUCCACUGAACCCUGGUUCCCCGUUCGAGGACAAUCUCUCUCUGGGUGAUCUUCUCUCGGAUCCCUCUCCCUCCGCGGCAAACGACGAAUCGAUUGCCAAGAUCGUGGCUCGCGUCGGUCGCUGGUGGUAUACCAAGUGCUAUGAAGAGCCGGCUCUUCAUCACCUGGACCCGAGCGAUCGCAGCCUGUGGAAUGACCGCAAGGUUCUUCGCGAGUGCCAGAAGCGCGGAACUGGUUUCCGAAUGCUGAUCGCAUAUGCACAAAAACCGAGUCAAAAACGACGCACCGCCAGUGUGUAA
Penicillium oxalicum is the source of this 4677-nucleotide messenger RNA. RefSeq lists its product as uncharacterized. The coding region runs from base 1 to 4677 and encodes 1558 amino acids. The record is from RefSeq and is a predicted model, not a curated record. The transcript has a single exon. Lineage: Eukaryota; Fungi; Ascomycota; Eurotiomycetes; Eurotiales; Aspergillaceae.